Messenger RNA from Colletotrichum acutatum, 1560 nucleotides. RefSeq names its product glutathione-dependent formaldehyde-activating enzyme. The record is from RefSeq and is a predicted model, not a curated record. Bases 116 to 1258 code for a protein of 380 amino acids. The transcript has a single exon. Lineage: Eukaryota; Fungi; Ascomycota; Sordariomycetes; Glomerellales; Glomerellaceae.
CACGCACGAUGUCUAGGUCGUGGCGCAGAGAUCGUUCAACAAUUAUAUAAAUCACUCUUCUGCUGCUGCCUGCACCAUAAACACUUCCAAGUCUUUGACGUUAAAGAAAGCCAUUAUGUCACCAAAUACGUUCAACAUCUCCUGCCUUUGCGGUGGCGUCUCGCAGCAGGUUCAGCCUGUCGUUGCUCGAGGAGAGACUAUCGACUUGUCCAUCAACCAUGGCGACGUCGAUCGACACGCCACAGGCAUUCUCUGCGCCUCCUACUAUCCCAUCCAUGAACCUCAUCAAACGGAUGAUACGACUGCAUAUCAUGGCAUUGACGGGUGGACAAGAUACUUUUGCAGCAAGUGUGGAUGCCAUGUCCUGAGACGCAGGGAUAUAGAUGGAAUAAUCGUAUGGGAAGCAGCCACUGGCGUCCUACUGCACAACACCGCCGAGGACGUUGGCGCGGAUGCGCGUUUCGCAAGGCACACCGGCGUCUCCGAUACCAAAGACGGCGGGAUCUCGAUAUGGCUGUCCGAGAUUGAUGGGUACCGGCUGGAAUCGACGACAACACCGGUCACUCCAUCGUCAAUGUCCACGACGAAGCUUCCUCCCACGCCAGCUAUCUGUCCUAAAGACUCUCUGCACGCCUCAUGCGCCUGCGGCAGGGUGAGCUACCACAUCACACGGCCAACCGAAGAAAGCUAUCUACCGCACUCCGGCUUCCCCGACCUACAAUAUGCUCAAGUCGAACAUUCCGCCGAGUUUAUGAAGAACCCCGACACUGUAAAGUGGUGGAUUCGAAGCAACGGCACAAAGUACUUGGCUGGAACCUGUGCUUGUCGGUCUUGCCGCCUCAUCUCCGGAUUUGAGGUUCAGACCUGGGCAUUCAUCCCCCGAUGCAACAUCUUCUUUCACGUCCCCGGACCAGAUGAUGGCCAGUCCGGAAUCAUCCCUCUCAACUUCGCCGACUUGCCCGCCGGAAUCGUGAGGACGUAUGAAUCCUCACCUGGCGUCUUUCGCGAAUUCUGUGGUAACUGCGGUGCAACGGUAUUCUGGCGCGACAGUUGGCGACCAGACGUCAUCGACGUCAGCGUAGGGCUGCUUCGGGCAGACGAGGGUGCGCGGGCCGAGACGUGGUUGGACUGGUGGACGGAGCGAUGCAGCUUCGACGAAGAGACGGAAAGGGGUCGAUCAGGUGAGCCCGCACGCAUUGCCAGGAGACUCAUUCAUGGCCUUGAACGAGGCUUGCGCUCAGGGGCCCAGUCAAAGUGAUGCAGCUUAGUACUACGGCAGAUAGUCAUAGGUGAUUUAAUCAGAAACAAAUCGUUCACCGUGACGCUCUUUGCAGGUCGCUAGCAAGCCUAUAAUAGGCAAUUUGCAUAGUAACGUUCUUCUUGGCAAACAAGAUAACAAAUCUUUUUUGCUACGAACUAUAGAAAGAUGGAUCAAUCCGGCAAUCUGAAAUCUGGAUUUUGUUUUCUUACCCCUGAGACUAGCCAAGGAUAACCCGAGUCAUCCCAUGUCCGUUCCAAGUUUCGCAAUGAUUGAACUGCUUUCCAAUUCGGAUGAAACAG